Rotaria socialis is the source of this 1095-nucleotide messenger RNA. Lineage: Eukaryota; Metazoa; Rotifera; Eurotatoria; Philodinida; Philodinidae. The record is from the annotation of a GenBank genome assembly.
AUGGCCAAGCAAUUAGAGAAAAAAGAUUCCAAUUUAAAUACUCUUAGAGACAACGUAAAUCAGCUUGAAACUCAGUUUGAGAAAUUACGUGAAGACGUUAUUUCAAAAUUAAAGGAAUGCAGUGAUUGUAUUAAAUCAGCUAAACAAUUAUGCCACGAAGCAACAGAAACAACAAAAAUCUUAGAAAGCAAAUUAGUUAAUGCAUCAAAUGAAGAAAAAGAAUGGAAAGACAUCAAAAUUAAAUUAGCAACAACAUCAAUUCAAGGUAAAGUCAUUCUUGAUAUCGGAGGUGAGAAAUAUACAACAAGCGUUGAGGUACUAACACGUGAAAAAGACACUUUUUUCACUGCUCUCUUUUCUAAACAAUGGCAACUUGAAAGAGACCCUGAGGAUAAAAGUAUAUUCAUCGAUCGUGAUGGAAAAUUAUUUUAUUAUAUUUUGGCAUAUCUAAGAACAAGUACAGUGCCAAUUAAUGUUAUGAACGAUGAAACACUUCUAACUAGUCUUAUAAUUGAAGCUGAAUAUUUUCGGUUGAAGAGUCUGCUAGAUAUAUUAGGGAAUGCACUUUUCCCAAAUGGAACACUGCUUAAAUUCGAACAUAAAAAGCAAUUGAAUCACUUUUACGGUAAAACUAAUCAACAAUGGGAACUGAUUUAUAAAGCAACGCGUGAUGGAUUUGAUGCAAAUACAUUUCAUGCACGUUGUAAUAAUAAAGGACCCACAAUAACGAUUAUUCAAUCAAAUAACAAUUUUCUUUUUGGAGGUUAUACAGCUAUUCCAUGGACUUCGGAUGGUUCAGAUAAGAAGGACACUACAGCAUUUUUGUUCACUUUGACUAAUCCUCACAAUAUUCCACCGACGAAAUACCUCAUCAGUACUAGUCAAUCAGGAAACGCAGUCGCUCAUAAUGCUAGCGAUCUUGCAAAAUUUGGGGGAGGUCGUGAUCUCAAAUUGGCAAAUGCUAGCAAUGCGAACAAUUCAAGUUACACUAAAUUUCCUAAUACAUACCUCGAUACAACUGGAAAGGGUAAUAAUACAUUCACUGGAGCUACAAAUUUUACCACAUCUGACAUUGAAGUUUUCAAAUUAGAAUAA